AUGGAACUGGAACCAACCUUUUUGAACUCUCAGCAUUUGAACAACGACGGUGUGAUCUCCUCUUGGCACACUAACAUAUACUUUCAAGAUAAUUUUAUAGUAGAUAAUUGGGAUUUCGAUAAAAUAAUUGUACUGCCACCAAAAUUUCCAGGAAGCUUGAGGUUUGAAUUGGAACUGAAUUUUAACGAUAGAGAGCCUCUGGCGAAUGAUACAAAAUAUUUGAAGUUAUUUCAACAAAUUAAGACUACUUGUGUGAACGGUUUCAGAGCAAUCAUAGAAGAUAAAUUGAAUUAUUCAAUUGAACAUGUGGAAGAUCAAAACAGACCCUAUUCUAUUGUUUUUAAUUUGAAUUGUAACGUCUGUACUGUUAAUAAAGUUCAAACUCUUUUGGAAGAGCCCAUCAAAAAAUUCAAUCAUCUUGGAAAUGAAAUCAAGAUUGUUAAUUUGACAAAAGUAAAAAUUUUGGCAGACUUUUAUUUCCAUCAGGCUACGUUCAAUGAUUUAGAAUAUGAUGAUACGGUAUAUCAAAUGAUCAAAUCACAUAUGAAUGAAUAUUUAGCAUCUUUAUUCCUAUCUCAAUUGGAGAUAAACUUCCCUAUUUGCUUCUCGAAAUAUAUUAGAGAAUAUUUAUCAGCUAAUAUUUUAGAAUACCCUCAAAUAUCAUUCAUUCUCUCUAAUUCUUCGAAACUAAUUCCUUACCUAAUAACGAUUCUGAAAAAUGAUAAUAACUUUAAAACCAUUUUUAAAAUUUUGACAUAUAAAAGCAAAAAAGUCAAAGAUAAUGAGGAAAUGUUUUUAAAAUUUCUGUGUGAUUAA
Messenger RNA from Tetrapisispora phaffii CBS 4417, 816 nucleotides. It is a transcript of the gene REC102, whose product is annotated as Rec102p. The coding region runs from base 1 to 816 and encodes 271 amino acids. The record is from RefSeq and is a predicted model, not a curated record. Lineage: Eukaryota; Fungi; Ascomycota; Saccharomycetes; Saccharomycetales; Saccharomycetaceae. The transcript has a single exon.